AUGAUCGAAGAAGAAGAGAUUCGUAUGCUGAGGAAGGAAAUGGUUCCAAAAGCUCAGUUGAUGCCUUUCUUCGACCGACCAUUCCUCCCACAAAGAUCGAGGAGACCAUUGACAAUGCCAAAGGAACCAAGCUUUGGAAACAUAAACAGCACUUGUUGGACUUGCGUCUUUAACAACCAGCACUAUCUUUACCAUGUUCACCAUUCUCAUGCUUAA
Microthlaspi erraticum is the source of this 216-nucleotide messenger RNA. NCBI's taxonomy places the organism in Eukaryota, Viridiplantae, Streptophyta, Magnoliopsida, Brassicales, Brassicaceae. The record is from the annotation of a GenBank genome assembly.